AUGGCUGAUGAUAAAAGCCAAAACCAUGAUUGUGUUUUGGUGGUGGAAAAUAGAGAAGAUAGAGAGGAGCCAGCAAAUGCAAUCAGCAUGAACAUGGUCUUCUCUUCUUCUUCUUCUACUACUAUUUCCACUCUAUGCUCACACAAGCUCACUCAUACCAAGAGAACUUCACAACUCUGCCACAAAAACCCCAUCUUUCCUUCUCCAUCUCACCUUCGUCUUCUCCACAAGUCCAUCCCACUCGCUGCUUCUGCUUCCAUCCUCUUAUUAUGCUCCUCCCCAGCAGCCAAUGCCGGCUUUCUCUCUGGUUUCUCUGGUUUGGAAUCAAUUCCUGGUCCUCAGCUGCCUCAAUUUGACUUCCUUACAAAAUUUAAUGAGGAAAAUCAGAAGAAGUAUGCUGAGUUUGAUGAAAGGUUCAAAUCAUCUCCUGUGCUUAAGGAUCUACUUGAAAAGUCCAAAUUGAACAAACAAAGGAACAAGAGAGAAAUCCAAGAUAAAUACUGCAUCCGCGGUGCAGAAUGGGGUGUAGGUGAUUGCUCAACACAAGGAAUGACAGAAGAAGAACGAGACGAAUUCAUCGCCAUGUUGAAGAAGAAAAGUGGAGGAGAUUGAACUGUUCUUGCGUUCCAUACAAAGAAAGGAAGGAUUUUUUUUGGGAAAUCUUCAUUACUCAGAAAUAGAAGGCUCACGAAUAAAUCGGCAAAAUUUCCAAAAUUAAAUAUAGCUUUAAUUUCAAGACAAUGAGUAAUGUAGAUUUUAAAAUCUCAUGUUGUUCUAUUAUUUUUCGUCUUUGUUUCUCAAAACUUUUUGUUGCAUGAAUCAGUUUCUCUUGUAUUAAUGCUAGUAUUUACUGAAUCAGUUUGAUGGUUAAGGAGAAAACAUAUGUUAUACUUCGAAUUA
Dioscorea cayenensis subsp. rotundata (Guinea yam) is the source of this 900-nucleotide messenger RNA. RefSeq lists its product as uncharacterized. The coding region runs from base 1 to 612 and encodes 203 amino acids. Lineage: Eukaryota; Viridiplantae; Streptophyta; Magnoliopsida; Dioscoreales; Dioscoreaceae. The record is from RefSeq and is a predicted model, not a curated record. The transcript has 5 exons.